UGUCUGUUGUCAUAGUGUGUGUGUGUGUGUGUGUGACAACCUCAGGUGGUCCAUAGUGUAAAGUGUCUGUUGUCAGCGGUGUCUGUUGUGGCCAUAAUAAGAAUAAUAAGAGGUGACGUCAUCCCUGCCUCCAUGUCAACUACUGUAACACCUUUCGUCUUCCACUGUGGCCUCAUCUUAUCAGGUUAAAGUCAGAGUGAGGUUCAAAGGUGGAUCACGGUCCAUGGUCGGACUGAUCAAUGAAAGAAAACUUGGCGCCAUCUAACGUAAAUAAUGCUAACUGCAUAUAGAAAACCUGGCGCCAUCUAACGUAAAUAAUGCUAACUGCAUAUAGAACAGUCAUUUUUCUGAGUCAACAGCCAAGCAUCACAAAGACCAUCCAGACUGUUGUCAUGGAAACGAGCAGGGACAGAGUCUGUGAUGUGAUGGCACCGUGGUGGACCAGUGGAUCAGCUGACAGGACCAACUGAACUGAACUGAGUCGGAGAAUACUACAGUCUAGUAUAAUGUACUGCAUAUACAGGUUAUAUUAUUGUUUGCACCUUUGAUGCCUUUGAUCAGGAAAAAGUUCAACUUCAAAUAUCUAAGGUCACAUGAUCAGGCUGUUUGUCUGAGUAUUGGUUUGAAGAGAACCAGGUGUGGUGACCGCCAUCAGUGAUGAUGUCAUCAUUUAACGUCACAGCAAACUGUUCAUCCAAUCAGUGUAGACCAUCAGAGAAGGAGCGUCUGCUUUCCUCCAGGGCCAACUACGGCUCCCAGGAUCUUCUGGGCAGUGGAAGUUCUCGUCCCAGCUCCCUGGUGGGCGCCCGGGUGCAGCAGGAGGAGAAGGAGGAGGAGCAGGAGGAGGAGGCUCUGAGGAGGAAACUGAAGUACUUCUUCAUGAGUCCCUGUGAUAAGUAUCACGCCAAGGGACGGAAGCCGUUCAAACUGGGCCUUCAGCUGCUGAAGAUCGUCAUCGUGACGGUGCAGUUGGUCCUGUUUGGACUCAGUAACCAGAUGGUGGUGACGUUCAAGGAGGAGAACACGGAGGUCUUCAAACACCUGUUCCUGAAGGGUUACCACGACAGAGCUGCUCAGGCCGUCCACACGCAGGCGCAGCUCAGAGACCACAUCGCCUUCGCCAUCCAUCAGUACCUGGUUCUGCCUCAGAUCUCUCUGGGACGCUACGCCUACGUCCCCGGUGUCGGCUACAACGGAAGUUCACUGUCGCUCUGCCAGAGGUUCUUCAGGAAGGGAACCAUCGACCCCGUCAAUGACACCUUUGACAUCGACCCUCGCGUUGUCACUGACUGUGUUGGAGUCGAUCCAACUGGUUUGGGAACCAGUGACUACAGGAACUUCAGUCUGAAGAUCGACAAAAUGAUCAACGUGACCAUCGACUUCCAGCUAAAGGCCAUCAACAUACAGACCAUCAUAAACAACGAAAUCCCUGACUGCUACACCUUCAGCAUCACGAUCCUCAUGGACAACAGAGCUCACAGCGGCAAAGUUAAGAUCACGCUGCAAAACCAGGCCUCCAUCACCGAGUGUAAAGACCCCAACGUGUCAGGACACGCUGAGAGCUACGCCCUGCAGUUCUUUGACGUGCUGGUGUCAGUGGUGUGUCUGUUGUCUCUGCUCCUCUGCGGCCGCUCCAUCCUCAGAGGCGUCAUCCUCCAGUUUGAGUACGUGAAGUUCUUCAACCAGAGGCUGGGCCGCGGCGUGACCUGGGGAGACAGGAUGGAGUUUGUCAACGGCUGGUACCUCCUGCUCAUCAUCAGCGACGUCUUCACCAUCGUCGGGAGUUUCAUCAAGAUUGGCAUCGAAUCCAAGAACUUGUCGUCGUACGACGUGUGCAGCAUCCUGCUGGGCACCUCCACCCUGCUGGUGUGGGUGGGGGUCAUCCGCUACCUCAGCUUCUUCCAGAAAUACAAUAUCCUGAUUGUGACUCUCAGAGCCGCCUUCCCAAACGUCAUCCGUUUCUGCUGCUGCGCCGCUGCCAUCUACAUGGGCUACUGCUUCUGUGGGUGGAUCGUCCUGGGACCGUACCACACCAAGUUCCGAUCCCUGUCCAUGGUUUCCGAGUGUCUGUUUUCUCUCAUCAACGGCGACGACAUGUUCGUGACGUUUGCUGAGAUGGAGCACAGCAGCACGCUGGUGUGGAUCUUCAGCCAGGUCUACCUCUACACCUUCAUCUCGCUCUUCAUCUACAUGGUGCUGUCCCUCUUCAUCGCCCUCAUCACCGGAGCCUACGACACCAUCAUGGCCCAGACUCAGGAACAGGUCCGCGUCACUGAUCUGCACGCUUUCAUCGCACAGUGCACCGACACGCCCUGCUCCGGCAAGUUCCGUGGGCCUGAGGGGUCGUCGUGUUCUUUCCUCUGCUGCUGUGAUUGGUGAGCAGCAGGAGGAGGAGGAGGAGGAGGAGGAGGAGGAGGAGGAGGAGGAGGAGGAG
Molecule: messenger RNA, 2434 nt
Organism: Cynoglossus semilaevis (tongue sole)
Lineage: Eukaryota; Metazoa; Chordata; Actinopteri; Pleuronectiformes; Cynoglossidae
Product: mucolipin-1
Exons: 13
Coding region: 658-2379 (573 amino acids)
Cellular component (GO): lysosomal membrane; plasma membrane
Molecular function (GO): NAADP-sensitive calcium-release channel activity
Source: RefSeq, a predicted model, not a curated record